AUUUUUUACGACCUUGACAUGUUUUUUCCAGUUCGUGGUUAAUUAUUGAUGAUAGCAAUGACAUGGGGAACAACUAUCUAAAGCAUUGAAAUCUCAACAGUCGACACUGACUAACAAUAGUAUAAGUCUAAUGGUAAGACAUUCACUAACAUAUUAUGUGUCUCAUGGUAAGACACUUAAACUAAAAAUAUAAAGACGACUAAAUAACAUGUCUCUAGGUUGAAACUUUAGGGAAAGUUUAUGUUUUUUGUGGGCUUUGGAAAAGACUAAAAUUCCCACUGAAACGUAAUUCUCAACUCUUUGACCUAAAUUACGUGAGAAAGCCUACAUAUUUUAUUUCUUGCAACCAUGGAGUAGGUAUUUUUUAAAUGUUUUAUGACGAAGUUAACGAAGUAGUUUUAGAAAGAAAAAAAUUGAGAAUGAAUCAAAUGUCAAAGGUCAAAGACUGGUCUAGGAAUGGGACGUCAAUGCACAGACGGGUGUCACCGUCAAGAUUUUGAAAUACAAAUAUAGUCAAAGUGAUGUGCUUGUGAUGUGCUUGUGAUGUGCUUGUGAUGUGCUUGUGAUGUGCGUGUGAUGUGCGUGUGAUCUGCUUGUGAUGUGCUUGUGAUGUGCUUGUGAUGUGCUUGGGAUGUUCCAGUGGAAAAAGCAAGCACCUAUCAAGUUGUUUUUUUCUUUCAUGAAAUGAUUGAUUACAAUUUUUUUUGUUGAAUGAUUAUUUUCUCUUUCUGAACAGUUUCCGAGAGUUUGAAUUCGCGCUCGCUCAUCUAAGAAACAGUGCCUGAAAGCCUCACCGGGAAAACCCGUUAACGACAUCGCAUCACCGGGUCAAAGGUCGACGAACGCCUCUUCGAGUCAGCCAUGAACAACAUCGACUUAACGCACCUGGUGAAGAGCUAUUUCGAGCCUCAACUGGAAGAUGAGGUCAGGAAACGUGCGGAUAAGAAGAACCCUGUGAUCGACUGGUCCCUCAUGACCAAGACGUUCGGUAAAUCAAACUUGGGGUCGAUUUCAUUGACAGUUAUUCAAUUUUACUUACGGCAUAUACAAAAAAUAUGGUUCAUUUCAUGACCUGACAAAAAUUGUCGCCCUUCCAUCUCAUAGAGGCGAGGUUGGGGGUGGGGGUGGGGGUGGGAGGUGGGGGUGGUUCGAUGAACAUGGCGAAUCUAUGAAGCCCAAGUAAGGUGGUUACAUACGGGGAAUCAGUUUACCAGUGAGCAGAUCCCUUUCAACAAAGCUGGUGAGGCGAAUACGACGUGGCUUUGCCACACCAGCGUCGCAGGACAUUAAACUCUGAACUCCGACUCCACUUAACCUCUAUGUGGCGUACUAGAAAUCAAGAUUUGAAACAGCGACAUUUACAGCAAUGGAAUUUUGGGUGGGGGGUGGGGGGUCGGGGGGGGGGCAGUGAAUAUUGGCUUCCUAGUCCAGAUUAUGUCCCUUAAAGAAAGGUAACAUUUUCUACAAAGUCAUAGGUGCUUGGAGUGGAUAGGUCAAUUCGAGGUCAUACGGUCAUAACAUGGUCAUAUUCAGAUCCACGUGGAGUCAUGAAUAGCAUGGCCAGAUCCAGAUGGAGUCUAUGAUAGCAUAGCGUGAUUCAGCUGGCGGCUGGAGCCAUGUUGAAUAGCAUGGCAAGAUGCAGAUGGAGCCAAUGGAUGACCUGGUCGGAUUCAGAUGGAGUCAUAGAUACCUAGCAAGCUCAUAUGAAGAAUGUGGACAUGGAAAAUAUCAUAACAAAAAAUAAAAGAUGACAAAAAAAAAACUGGCAUCAUUUUCCGGAUCAUUUACUAUACCCCCCCCCCCUUUUAGAAUCAGCAGUGCCAAAACUAACAUUUCCGCAAAGACAGAAGAGGCCCCCCCCCCCCCACCAUUUUCAACAGUAGUAUUGAACGAUUCAUGUGCUAGUAACAUCAAGGGGGUGGGGGCAUGAGAAGCCGAUGAGCCAGUAGAUAUUACUCAAUGGCCUGAUCGACAAAAACGAGCUGAGUUGUCAAAGUAACCCCAGUGAUUGACCCGGACUGUCUGUAGGGCUAGUAUUUCAUCCAGCGGGCUCAACAAUUUAUAUCAAUUCCGUAUUAAGUGUUUUGUAUCUUUUAGCUGGUAGGGUUUGUUGACGGAAAUUCUAAAUUCUUUUAUUUUUAGUACGUAUCAGGUCCAAACGCCUUUCCUAAGUCUAAGUUUUUUCCUUAUAGAUGGUUUACCUCAAGUCUAAAUUCUUUUAUUUUACUACAUAUCAGGUCCAACGGUUUACUUUAAUUUUAAAUUAUUUUAUUUGAUUACAUAUCAGUUCCAACGGUUGACCUCAAGUCUAAAUUCUCAUAUUUCACUACCAAUCAGGUCCAACGGUUUACCUAAAGUCCAAAGAGACACCCAAGCCCAAAAUGAACAUUCUGUUCAGCGCCAACUUUGAAAACACGACCCCUAAACCCCAAGUGUACACCUUGAAGACCGACCGGAAGACCCAGGCGGUCACCGACAUCAUGUUCAAGAAGAGCUACACCGUCGGCGGAGAAAUAGAAGCCACCGUCGGCAUGCCAGUGGAUGCCGGGGGAUUGCUCAAGGCUGACUUUAGUAGAGUGAGCGGUGAGUACCGCCGGCGCCAAUAGUUCUUUUAUUACUUUUAGUGACUUUUAUUAAUUGGCCUCUUCUACAUGGGUCGUGGAGGGCAGGGGGGGAGAGGGGCAGUGUAUUGUUUAGAAUUUAAAUUGAUUUCUCAGUUUUUAGAAGUUAUAUUCAAGCAUGAUGUUGUUAAUAAAAAAAAUAAUUUAAAAAGUGGACAAAUAAAAAAUAAAUAAAAAUCUCAAAAAAUCAUUUGAUGUUCAGCUCUGCAGUUUUAAAAUCGCUUAAAUAUUAACUUAGCUUUUUUCGUGGGUGGCUGGAAAAAUAUCCGGACGGCUAAUUGAUCCACUUACUUUCAACCUAUCGAGCUGAAACUUGGCACAUAGACAAUGAAAACACAUUCUUUCACAUUUGUCAUCCCCACUUGAAGGCAUGUUUAGUCAAAUUUUCAGCCCCCACCCCCAUUGCUCAAUAUGACAUUUCAUAAUGGAUUUCUACGAAAAACUUUCUUUUUAGGGGUUGUUUAAUUUCUACACAACUUGAGACCCGCCAGCAAACAGCCCACGGUUCUCAAGCCUUUUUUUUUUGAAUAUUAUAAAUAUAAAAUUACGGUUUUUACCUUUCAGAUCUAGAACAAAUAUGUGAAGAGCAUAUAUUAGAUAUGAUUCGGCAAUUUUAUGUUAUGGUUAGAAAUAAUUAGCGAGUUAUUAUUUGUUCACAUCAUACGAUCAGAGCCGUCACGUGGGGACCUUUGACCCCUGUGAAUGCGAACUUUUUAUAACGGGAAAAAAUAUUUAAAAGAAAGUAAUUUAAAUUGUCGUGAAGUGGCAAAAUAUUAUUUAUUGCCAUUAUUUCAUAGAAUAUCACUACUACCUGUCCCAUUGUCUUGUAUCACCACCUGUCCCAUUUUCUUGUAUUACCACCUGUCCCAUUUUCUAGUAUCACCACCUGUCCCAUUUUCUUGUAUCACCACCUGUCCCUUUUUCUAGUAUCACCACCUGUCCCAUUUUCUAGUAUCACCACCUGUCCCAUUUCUUGUAUCACCACCUGUCCCAUUUUCUUGUAUCACCACCUGUCCCUUUUUCUAGUAUCACCACCUGUCCCAUUUUCUUAUAUCACCAUUAGUCCCAUUUUCUUAUAUCACCCUCUUCCCAUUUCCUCGUAUCACCACCUGUCCCAUUUUCUUGUAUCACCACCUGUCCCUUUUCUUGUAUCACCAACCGUCCCAUUUUCUUAUAUCACCAUUAGUCCCAUUUUCUUAUAUCACCCUCUGUCACAUUUCCUCGUAUCACCACCUGUCCCAUUUUCUUGUAUCACCACCUGUCCCUUUUCUUGUAUCACCAACCGUCCCAUUUUCUUAUAUCACCAUUAGUCCCAUUUUCUUAUAUCACCCUCUGUCCCAUUUCCUCGUAUCACCACCUGUCCCAUUUUCUUGCGGCUCUCAGGAAUGUUUAAAAAAGUUAUGCACGUUGUGUGUGAGAGCGUUGGCCUAAAUUCUCGUGGUUGACGUUGCAUACAAACGUUUUCAAUUGUUUGUUCCAAACAUCGUCUCUCUAUAAUAUAGAAUGGUAUCCCCAGUUGACUUCAAAAUCGGAGAAGCCCUGUUCCAAACUUAGACGGAGCUACAACAAGCCUCUAGCGGACCUGCAGUUCUUGCAAUGCUGAAUCCUUGCAUCUUAUGAAGUUUUGCUUUGAAAUCCUUGCAGGCAACAGGGUGUACAACGAGCAAGAGCUGACGUGGGGGGUGGACAGCGAGAUCACCGUGGAGCCCGGACACUGUGUGAGGGCCGAGCUGGUGGUCAAAGAGUCGGACUUCAGCGGAGAGUUUGAGGAGGUGGUCACAUUUGAUGGAGAUGUAAGUUUUAAAAAAUAGCAUUAUAUAUAUAUAUAUAUUUUAAAAAAGAACAUUAUAAUGUAAUAUAGACAGAAAUAAGUAACUCAAUCAGUAUCAUUAUUAAAAUGUCUCCGUAGAGAUGUAAAACAAACCUGGCCGCACUUGUUCCACAAUCUAUUUUUAGCACAUAGCAGAUCGUACAAUGUGUCGCCGUGACGACAUCCGGGCGUAAUAUUAUAUGUUGUAGAUUUAUAGGAGCGUUUCAUUUGGCGUGAUACAAAACCAAACUUUUUCACUUGUAAUGUUCUUCGCAUCUGAGUUCUUAUAUCUCGGUUAGGUCAUAGUAUUUCCUCAACUUGAUUGCAAUUUUUUUUAUGAAUAUCUUUAGCUAACUUGCUCGUUGAUACAGCUUUUUUUUUUUUUUUUGUUUUUUUUGUAUUUUUGUACAGCUUGAUGAAACGAAUGGCUUGGUUAUCAUGGGCGCCCACAGGGGGGGGGGGGGCAAGGGAGGCACUUGCCUCCCCCUGGAUUGAUUGGAUAAAAAAAAUUUAGACAAAAAAUAGACAAAAAAUGUAUUAAAGUAAAGAGAAAAUAAAGAGAAAGUAACUAAGCUGAUGUCCUGUCCGUUCGUUCACCAUACAAAUACGCUUACAGUAAAUUAAAACUAUGUUAAAACAUUGCUAAACAAAUUUUGCGCCCCCCCCCCUGGAAAGUAAUCAAUUUUUUUGCCCCCUCCCCCACCCCCCCUAGAAAGUUUUCUGCCGGCGCCCAUGUUUGUUAUAUAGCUUUUUUGAAAUGGCUGGCUCUGUUGUAUUUUUAAAGGUUUAAAAAAAAAAUUAUUUGCUUUAAUUUUGUAAAUUUCCAGUGCGCUUCUUUGAUCACUUUUCUUCUAACUCGUAAUAUUUUUCUACACCAGGUCGCCAUCUCCUACUACCACAAGAAAGAAAAGUACAUCGUUGAGACGCUCGAGGACAGCGUGGCUAAGAUCUUCGUCACCAAGCACGGGUUUGGGACCGAUAUCAAGGGCCGGCCAACGUUCAACAUCAGGGGGGUCUGCAAGUGUAAGUACGGCAUGGAGCAGUUCAUCAAUCUCAUCGAGAGGGAAGGACCCUGUGAUAAGAUCAUCACUGGUCUUCAAGACUACGACCCUUCUUCCAGCAGAAACGUGUUCCAGACCUGAGGGAACAUAAACCUGAGUGGACUAAUGAGGAAUGGAAAAGUGUAAAUAUCAGAGAAACAGAAUAGUGUAAAUAGCAUAUGAAAAGAAUAGUGUAAACAACAGAGGAAUAGAAUAGUCUAAAUAACAAGGGGAUAGAAUAGUGUGAAUAACAGAGGAACAGAAUAGUGUAAAUAACAGAGGAAUAGUAGAGUAGCGUGGAGUUCGACUGAGUAAUUAUGUUUUAGUUCAUUUGUUGACAUGUGUUUUAUUAAAACAAUUCAGAUCGAGACAAAUUUUUAAUACAUGUCUAAAUUAUGUGUUUCAUUACAAC
This is a messenger RNA of Lymnaea stagnalis (great pond snail), 5883 nucleotides long. The record is from the annotation of a GenBank genome assembly. Lineage: Eukaryota; Metazoa; Mollusca; Gastropoda; Lymnaeidae.